AUGGUGAACUAUUGUCACCGUUUUCUUCCCUAUGGUGCCACCAUACUGCAGCAAUUCAACAGCCUGUUGGCCCACUCCAAGAAGACACUAGUAAUGACUGAGGAGGCCAUCAAGUCCAUCUAUGACGUCAAGAUCGCACUUGCGAACGCAACACUGUUUGCACACCCCCUCGCUGAUGCCCAACUAACUCUCAUGGCAGACGCUUCCAGCACUGCCGUUGGCGCAUCACAUCAGCAAACUGGUAGUGGUGUUCUACAGCCUCUGGCUCUCUUCUCAAAGAAGCUAAGCCCAGAAGAGACCCGCUACAGUGUUUUCGGCCGAGAACUGCUCGCCGUCUGCUUAUCCAUCCGGCACUUCCGAAAUUUCCUCGAAGGUCACGAAGCUUCCAUUCUAACAGAUCACAAGUCAUUCGCUUUUACACUGAGGGCCUCUCCCGAUCAAUACGCGCCCAGUGAAAUUCGUCAUCUCGAUUUCAUCUCACAGUUUUCCUGCGACAUCCAACAUGUCCAUGGUAAGGAAAAUGUGGCUGCUAAUGCUCUUUCAGGAAUCGAGAUGGCUUCCGUCACAACAGACGUCAUAGACUUCACACUCAUGGCGGAUGCUCAAGGAUCAGAUGGCGAACUCUUCCAAUAUCGCCAUGAGGAUUCUUCUUUACGCCUUCAUGUUGUCCCCCUUCCCACUUGCAAUGGCACUAUAACGUGUGACCUUUCUGCCGGACGCGAACGUGCUUUUGUCCCAGCAACUUUACGACGACAGGUGUUCAACGCCCUUCACAAUCUAUUCUACCCUGGAGUCUGGACGACAGUGAACCUAAUCACUGACCGAUUUGUCUGGCCAAACAUCAACCGGGAUGUUCGGCGUUGGACCCGAUCCUGUUUACCAUGUCAGCGCGCCAAAACGCAUCGGCAUACUAUCACACCUAUGCUGAACAACGCUCAAUAG
This is a messenger RNA of Spirometra erinaceieuropaei, 942 nucleotides long. The record is from the annotation of a GenBank genome assembly. Lineage: Eukaryota; Metazoa; Platyhelminthes; Cestoda; Diphyllobothriidea; Diphyllobothriidae.